AGACUCAGCGAGCAGGACGGUGGAGGAGAAGCUGCGCCUGGCUUCCGGUGGAUUAUUUCGUUUUAUUAGUUUUGAGUUAAAGAGGGGAAAGAUGGUGGCCAUGACGAAGAAAGUUAAAACUUUCCAGAUCGUCCUGUCGGACCCGUGCAAGUCGUUUUACUGCGGCGGGGACCGGGUGAGCGGCCGGGUGGAGGUGGAGGUGAACGAGGUGGUGCGUGUGUCCGCGGUGAAGAUCCUGGCCCUGGGCCACGCCAAGGUGGAGUACGCUAAGGGCAAGCAGCGGUGCCGACAGGAGGCCGAGUACCUCCGGCACGAAGAGGCUCUGAGCCUGAGCGAGCAGCCCACAGACACGGAUGGAUCAGUCGUGUUGAGACCUGGCAACAAAUAUGAAUACUCCUUUGGGUUUGACCUUCCUCAGCAGGGACAGCUGGUGUCGUCCUACAAGGGCAAGUUCGGCUAUGUUCAUUACUAUGUGAAGGCCAUGCUGGAGAGGCUGCAGCAGCCCACCAUGGAGUGCAAGAAGUCCUUCGAGGUGGAGGAGCCCCUGGAUGUGAACACACCAGACCUGCUGUCCCCCACAGGUGGCAUGAAGGAGAAGAAGGUCACCUGCAUGUUCAUCCCCGACGGCCAGGUGUCGCUGAACGCCAAAAUAGACCGCCGUGGGUUCUGCGAAGGCGAAGACAUCUGCAUCAACGCCAAGUUUGAAAACACCUGCUCCCGCAUCGUGGUGCCCAAGGCCGCCAUCAUCGCCAAGCAGACCUACCAGGCCAACGGUCGCACCAAAGUCUUCCGCCAGAAGCUGUCGGCGGUGCGCGGAAACCACAUCAUCUCAGGCAUGUGUGACGCUUGGCAGGGGAAGACCAUCCGGGUGCCAAAGAUCAAACCCUCCAUGCUGGGCUGCAACAUGAUCCGUGUGGAGUAUGCACUGAUGAUCUACGUGCACAUCCCCGGCAGCGAGAAGCUGAUCCUGGAGCUGCCGCUGGUCAUCGGCACGGCCGGCCUGGGCAGCCGCAGCAGCAGCGUGAGCAGCUACGACGGCUCGGUCAGCACGGCCUCGCAGAGCUGGGUGUCGCUGCGGAUGCCCUCCGACCCCCCCAGCUACUGCGACAUCACCAAGGACGUGCGCCUGGACCAGCCCCUCACGCCCCUGCUGGACGACGUGGAGUGCGACGACAGUCCCAUCUUCAUGGAGGCGCCGCCCAGCUUCCAGUUCCCGCAGCCUCCAGCGUACACAGAGACGGAUAAGGAGUGCAACGCCAACACACGCAUGAUGCCCGUGUGCUGAAGGCUGUCAGGGACUCGCUGUUUUCUGAGGAACAUAGUGGGAGCUCCACACUCCAGAUGAGAUGUUGGACGGAGAGGAGGAGCCAGGACAGUGGAACUGAAGAGAAAUACACUUGCCUUUCGCCACGCUUUAUAAUCUGCUGAUCCAGAGCCACGUGGCGUGGCAAUGUUACAUUUCUGUUUGAGCUGUCCCUUAUGGAGACUGUCGGCAUCUUUGUUUUAUAAUUUUAGGACACUGGGGCUACGCAAACAGAGCCCAGCCUGCUGCAGCUCUUUCCUAUGAAUCAUUCCAGUCUUAUUUUGAAAGGACUUUGCAGGASGAGCUGUCACUGUGGUUAGGUUUGCUGUGUUCACAACAGAUUUUMGCUCAUCCAUCAUAUUUCCAUAUACACCAGUGUUUUGAAAUGUGGUUUGUUCCUGUAUUUUACAGCACUUUUUGAUUGCGAUUCGUUCUUCUACUGCAGAGUUUUGUUGUUUGAAUGUUUUUCACGUGGAAAAUGACUUUUGUCCUCCAGACAAGAAACUCCAAAAAAAAAGAAAACCCCAUAUUGGCAGUAAUGGCUCUGAGUGUGAGUGCCAAAAAUGAUUUCUGCWUCAUGUUCAGYUUUAAUGCAAAGCACCUUAUGUGAGUACAAGCAUUUGAURGAAGUUGUCUCAGACAACAGUUCAUGCUCAGAUCCACUCUGUUCUUUGUUUUCUGUAUUUCCAGGGCUCGAAGAGAAAAACUGUGUGACUGAUUUGUAUAAUAGAUUGCAAUGUUUUCUCAGUACAGAAACUAUUUUUGUAUCAAACCCUAUGGGUCAAGAUUUUUUUGUAUUAAUAAAGAAAUGUGAACAAAUCUC
Austrofundulus limnaeus is the source of this 2126-nucleotide messenger RNA. RefSeq names its product thioredoxin interacting protein a (gene txnipa). The record is from RefSeq and is a predicted model, not a curated record. Gene Ontology annotation, molecular function: ubiquitin protein ligase binding. Gene Ontology annotation, cellular component: cytoplasm. The transcript has 6 exons. The coding region runs from base 92 to 1285 and encodes 397 amino acids. Gene Ontology annotation, biological process: protein transport. NCBI's taxonomy places the organism in Eukaryota, Metazoa, Chordata, Actinopteri, Cyprinodontiformes, Rivulidae.